Pelmatolapia mariae (spotted tilapia) is the source of this 4796-nucleotide messenger RNA. It is a transcript of the gene gria4b, whose product is annotated as glutamate receptor, ionotropic, AMPA 4b. NCBI's taxonomy places the organism in Eukaryota, Metazoa, Chordata, Actinopteri, Cichliformes, Cichlidae. Gene Ontology annotation, molecular function: transmitter-gated monoatomic ion channel activity involved in regulation of postsynaptic membrane potential; AMPA glutamate receptor activity. The record is from RefSeq and is a predicted model, not a curated record. Gene Ontology annotation, cellular component: AMPA glutamate receptor complex; dendritic spine; plasma membrane. The coding region runs from base 357 to 3074 and encodes 905 amino acids. Gene Ontology annotation, biological process: monoatomic ion transport; synaptic transmission, glutamatergic; modulation of chemical synaptic transmission. The transcript has 16 exons.
UGAGCCGCAUCCAGACGCACUGGCCGCCGCUGGCUGAUGCCCACCCCCUCAACAACACCACCACCUCCACCCCUCGUCCUCCCUCCCUCCUCUUCUUGGUGGUGUGCGCAAAAUCUCCAGCGCCGGACGGACGGACGCAGUUUGACGGCACAAACCAGCGGCACUGCGGGGGGAAUAUCCAAGAAAAAAAAAAGCCACCCAAAGCAGACAUGGAUAUUUAACCGGCAUUUGAUUUCACCUCCCUUUUUUAAUCUCUUUGUUUUUUGUUUUUUGCUUUCCCUUGUGAUGUUGGCUUUGCACCGGGGGUGUUAAUUAAACCUGCUCGAUGUCUUUAAUCAGUUUAUAACCUGAACAAAAUGAGGAUUUCUUCUCGCGAUUUGAUUCUGUUGAUGUUCUCGGGUUUUUGGGGACUGGCAAUGGGUGCUUUCCCGAGCAGCGUUCAGAUCGGCGGUCUGUUCAUCAGAAACACUGAUCAGGAGUACACCGCCUUUCGUUUGGCAAUCUUCCUGCACAACACCAGCCCGAAUGCCUCCGAAGCCCCGUUCAACCUGGUGCCUCACGUGGACAACAUCGAGACGGCCAACAGCUUUGCCGUCACCAACGCCUUCUGCUCCCAGUACUCCCGCGGUGUCUUCGCCAUCUUCGGCCUGUACGACAAGCGUUCGGUCCACACGUUGACGUCCUUCUGCAGCGCGCUGCACAUCUCCCUCAUCACGCCGAGUUUCCCCACCGAGGGCGAGAGCCAGUUCACCCUGCAGCUCCGGCCGUCGAUCCGUGGGGCCCUCCUGUCCCUCCUCGACCACUACGACUGGAACAAGUUCGUCUUCCUGUACGACACAGACCGAGGGUACGCCAUCCUGCAGGCCAUCAUGGAGAAGGCAGGACAAAACAACUGGCAAGUCAGCGCUAUCUGCGUGGAAAACUUCAAUGAUGCCAACUACCGGCGACUGCUGGAGGACCUGGACCGGCGACAGGAGAAGAAGUUUGUCAUCGACGUGGAAGCUGAGAGACUGCAGAGCAUGAUGGAACAGAUUGUCAGCGUGGGGAAACACGUCAAAGGCUACCAUUACAUCAUGGCCAAUCUGGGUUUUAAAGACAUCAACCUGGAACGCUUUAUGCAUGGCGGCGCAAACGUGACGGGCUUCCAGCUGGUCGAUUUCAGCAACCCAAUGGUCAUCAAACUGAUGCAGCGCUGGAAUAAACUGGAUCAGAGGGAGUACCCGGGUUCGGACGCCCCGCCCAAGUACACCUCGGCGCUGACAUACGAUGGUGUGAUGGUGAUGGCCGAGGCCUUCAGGAACCUGCGCAGGCAAAAGGUGGACAUUUCAAGACGGGGGAACGCCGGUGACUGCCUCGCUAACCCCGCCGCCCCGUGGAACCAGGGCAUCGAUAUGGAGCGCACUCUAAAACAGGUCCGGCUGCAGGGACUAACAGGUAAUGUCCAGUUUGACCACUAUGGCCGCAGGGUCAACUACACUAUGGACGUGUUUGAACUGAAGAAUAAUGGACCCAGACGGAUCGGCUACUGGAACGACGCAGACAAACUGGUGCUGAUCCAGGACUCUCCGCUGCUUCCAAAUGACACUUCUGGCAUGGAAAAUCGAACCGUUGUAGUCACUACAAUCAUGGAGGGACCCUACGUGAUGCUUAAGAAGAACUGGGAGAUGUAUGAGGGCAACGACCAGUACGAGGGUUACUGCGUGGAUCUGGCUUCAGAGAUCGCUAAACACAUCGGCAUCAAGUACAAGAUCUCCAUCGUCCCCGAUGGAAAGUACGGCGCCAGGGACCCAGAGACGAAGAUCUGGAACGGCAUGGUCGGGGAGCUGGUGUACGGGAAAGCGGAAAUCGCUGUGGCCCCUUUGACUAUCACGUUGGUCCGGGAGGAGGUGAUUGAUUUCUCCAAGCCCUUCAUGUCGCUGGGCAUUUCCAUCAUGAUCAAAAAGCCCCAAAAAUCAAAACCAGGGGUGUUCUCCUUCCUGGACCCGUUGGCCUACGAGAUCUGGAUGUGCAUCGUGUUUGCCUAUAUCGGCGUGAGCGUGGUGCUCUUCCUGGUCAGCCGCUUCAGCCCGUACGAAUGGCACACCGAGGAGCCCGAAGAGGGCACCGACGGUCCGCCAAGCGACCAGCCCCCCAAUGAGUUUGGUAUCUUCAACUCCCUCUGGUUCUCCCUGGGCGCCUUCAUGCAGCAGGGCUGUGACAUCUCCCCCAGAUCGUUAUCGGGACGAAUCGUAGGAGGAGUGUGGUGGUUCUUCACUCUCAUCAUCAUCUCGUCCUACACGGCCAACCUGGCCGCCUUUCUCACUGUGGAGAGGAUGGUUUCUCCCAUUGAGAGUGCAGAGGAUCUGGCCAAACAGACCGACAUUGCCUAUGGCACAUUAGACUCUGGCUCAACCAAAGAGUUCUUCAGGCGGUCCAAAAUUGCUGUUUAUGAGAAGAUGUGGGGAUACAUGAAGUCGGCUGAGCCCACAGUCUUCACCAAGACCACGGCCGAGGGUGUGGCGCGGGUCCGCAAGUCCAAAGGAAAAUACGCCUUCUUGUUGGAGUCCACUAUGAAUGAGUACACAGAGCAGCGCAAGCCCUGCGACACAAUGAAAGUCGGGGGCAACUUGGACUCCAAGGGCUAUGGAGUAGCCACACCCAAGGGUUCACAGUUAAGAACGCCCGUAAACCUUGCCGUAUUGAAACUGAGUGAAGCAGGAGUCUUAGACAAACUGAAAAACAAAUGGUGGUACGAUAAAGGGGAGUGUGGACCCAAGGACUCUGGAAGUAAGGACAAGUCCUCCCAGGCCCUCAGCCUGAGCAACGUGGCGGGGGUCUUCUACAUCCUCGUCGGGGGCCUGGGCCUGGCCAUGCUGGUGGCCCUCAUCGAAUUCUGCUACAAGUCACGCAACGAGGCCAAAAGAAUGAAGCUAACAUUUACAGAAGCUAUGAGGAACAAGGCCCGUCUCUCCAUCACCGGCAGCGUUGGGGAGAACGGACGGGUGCUGACGCCCGACUGUCCCAAGGCGGUCCACGCCGGGCCUCCCAUCCGCCAGAGCUCCGGCCUCGCCCUGGUCUCCUCUGAGCUCCCGUGAAAACCAAAAACCUCUCAAGUGCCUUAUUCCAAUAACACUACCACCAACCAAUAAAGACCAACAAUCACACCGCCCACAAACACAAAGUAACCACAAUGACACAGCAUUCACACAGAUGACGAGUCUCCUCCAGUGGGCGCGACUGGACCGACAACAAACCCCCGCUGGCUAGAGGCUAGAGGACUUGCUGUGGCUCGAUGACUUCUCUCUGAAAUCUGUGGAAACUUGAGGCAGAACUGUCUUUUUUUUUUUUUUUCUUUUAAACUGGGAAGCAUACGCUUGUGGAAAAUCCACUGUGUUUUACAGCUCCGGUGACAGAAGAGGAAGAAGAGAGGAAAUGAAAAAUAUCAUGAUACGUGAUGAAGAGGAAGACCAGAAAACUGUAAACUGUAAACUCAGAACUUUUUUGGAUUGCUGUGAAUCGUCAAAAAAAAGAGAAGAAAACAAAACUGAACCACAAUCAAGAUUGUUUCUGAACCGUAUUUGCUACAUAGACACGAGCAGCGUUCAAGAGACAUCACCAGAUAUCAACACGGGAGGGUUGACAGCUCAGCGCGCUGAAAAACAUUUGUAUUCAUAAGAACAAAUGAAGUCUGUUGAUACUGAAUAUAAGAGCAAACAUAGAAAACUGUGAAAAUAAUAAAUAUGUAUAUUCCGUGAACAACAACACAAUGAAAUCUUUAGCUGUACAUAGGGAUGACUGUGCUUGCUUUUUAAACAGAUGUAUAUAGCAGAUAUUGUAGUGAACAGAACUUUUUUUUGGUAAAUCAUCUUUAAAAAGAUUUUAUUCAUCGCAAUAAUGAAAAAAAGAUGAAAAAGUGAAAAAUGAGACGUAUGGAAGGCAAAAUGUGUUGAAUACUUAACUUCAUUAUAUAGGACUAUUCAAACUUUUAAUGUGAAGGGGUAUCGACUGCCCAAAUAUUCUGAUACCUGUUGGAAAUUAAUAAAUAUAUUCAAUGAUGAAUGUUAACUAUUGCCACCCCCAAUCCUUAAACCACAACCCUCACUGUGCAGGCAUAGACCCAGAGAGUCGCUCAUGAGUAGAGCUUCAUAAAUCAAGCCUCUGCACUCAGAAUAUAACUAUUUUUUUCAUUCUUUGGUCUAUUUUUUGUACUCAGAAACGUAAAAAAAUUAAGCGUCUGUCUCCCGGUUUUAAAUGUCGACAGUCAAGUGCUAUCUGGGUAGUCCUUUCUAGACCAUUAUGUUUGUGGAGACGUGACAAAAAUUGGACGAUGCCAUUACUCUCGCUGUGUUAUUUGAAGUGUUUAUCGCCAGUAAGACGUCAAACCCCAGCUGACGAAGCCGCCGUUUGUAUGUCGAGCAGUGAUUAGAGCCCUUCCUUAUUUGAAUCACUGUGGAUCCUCCGGGGGAGGCUGGACACCCUGUAGCAGAAAUGUAUUUGCUUCGGUCUCAAAGUGUCCUAGUCUCUCCCGGAAGUGGACAAUCUGCGAUCGGAUAUGAAAGAUGCCACAUCUUCAGCAGCACCAGCCACCUCGUCCCUCCCUCCCUGCCCAUCAGCGACGGCUGGGCUGGUUUUCGCCGAUUCCUGGUUCGCUCAUCUGCUGUAGGCCGGUGUGGAGCGGACAAACCAGCUGACGCAGUCCAGGCCACCAUGCCUUCUUGUUCUGCCAUCUGUCUUUAGAGCUGAAGUGUAGUACGGCGUCUUAUUUUGGUUCCAGCUGUACAUCUUUAUUUUGAUCUUUUUUAAGUAAAAAAACAAAG